This is a messenger RNA of Camelina sativa (false flax), 885 nucleotides long. RefSeq lists its product as uncharacterized. NCBI's taxonomy places the organism in Eukaryota, Viridiplantae, Streptophyta, Magnoliopsida, Brassicales, Brassicaceae. Gene Ontology annotation, molecular function: zinc ion binding. The record is from RefSeq and is a predicted model, not a curated record.
ACAACCGAUACCGAAUUAGCUAGGUUCUCGAAGAAAAUCAAUUUAGUACAAAGAGCCUUAAGAGAUUCUUACUUGAAUUUAUUCUUCAAAGGAGAUUUUAGCUUGACAAUUAUUUUUACUAAUCUUUUCUCCUUUGACAUGUUGAUGAUCGGUUCCUUGUUAUUGUUUGCUUAUACAUGCUCUAGUUUAUUGAUCACCUAUAUGUUGAAGUUAGGAGAAGACAAGGUUAAAAAUAUGCUGAGGAAUAAAAGUUAUGCUCGUACUUCUGUCACGCUACUGGACCAAGACGUUCUCGAAUGCCCUAUUUGCUGCGAGCCCCUCAAGAUUCCUAUUUAUCAGUGUACUAAUGGCCAUAUAGCUUGUACUUCGUGCUGGACAAAAGUGAAGUCCAUAUGCCCAUCCUGUCAACAAUCAGUUAGGAAACAAUUUCGAUGCAGAGCCAUGGAGAAAGUCAUUGAAGCAGCUAUUGUGCCGUGUCCAAAUGCCAAUUACGGGUGUAAAGAGAUUAAUAUCUCAUACACACAUCUCUCUAGUCAUGAGAAGCUGUGUCUAUUCGCAAAAUAUUCCUGCCCAGUGCGUAACUGCAACUAUACCGGCUCAUCCAAGGAUCUCUACAAUCACGUCUGUGCCAACCACACAUUCUAUGCUUACUUGGUGAAGAUCAGCAAUAUCUCAACAGCUCCAAUCUCUUCGGUCCUAUCAAUAUGUUGCCUCUUUGGACGACGAUAGACCUUUAGCUGAUGCAAGCGUGGUCUGUGACAAGAUUCUCAGAUCAAUGUAGCCUAUGCUCCCAAUGAUAUCAUGUAAAAAGCCCAAACCACACCAAUUACCAAUUUUUAAAUUUCACCCCAAAUUUUUUUAUCAGGAAUUCGUGUUCGAUUCAAU